Penaeus indicus is the source of this 655-nucleotide messenger RNA. RefSeq names its product keratin, type I cytoskeletal 10-like. Lineage: Eukaryota; Metazoa; Arthropoda; Malacostraca; Decapoda; Penaeidae. The transcript has 2 exons. Bases 21 to 443 code for a protein of 140 amino acids. The record is from RefSeq and is a predicted model, not a curated record.
CGGCUAUAAAAGCUGAUGCGAUGAAGAAGUGCGUCAGUUCGCCUUACAGUCUCAUAGACACAACAACUACCGGCAACAUGAUGGGUCUUCGCACAUUCGUGAAGGUGGCAGCCGUGAUGGCGGUGGCGUGCGUCGUGACGGCUGAUCCCGAACCUGUUCCUGGCGGAGGCUACGGCGGUGGCUUCGGCGGUGGAAGGCCGGGUGGAUUCAGUGGAGGAUUCGGGCGUCCUGGUGGAUUUGGUGGAUCUUCAGGCGGACACAGCGGAUUCGGCGGAGGCUCAUUCGGAGGAGGUUCAUUCGGUGGAGGUUCAUUCGGCGGAGGCUCAUUCGGCGGAGGUUCAUUCGGAGGACGCCCAUCCUUCGGACACCAAUCCUUCGGCCGCCCAUCCUUCGGACACCAAUCCUUCGGCCGCCCAUCCUACGGCCGCCCAUCUUACGGCUAGACAUAUGGCCGUUAGACAACGUAGGACACCGAAGGACCUUCACGCAAACAACACCAGCAAAAUUCGUUUUAAACUUUUGCAGCAAUGUCAACAGAACACAAUACACCUUUGCACACUAUCCUGCGUGUUUUUGCAUGCCUUGGCUCUCGUUGGCACUCCUGACUGUAAUUGUCUAAUCAGGCGACUGGCAAAUAAAUUGACGAAGUUUCGUA